CCUCUCUCUCUUUCUCUCUGCUCUUGUUUCGUCUCGUCGGGUCUGUCUCAUCCUCGUCUCGCUGUUGAUCCGUCUCUAAAUGAUCGCAGACGCACAUCAGAUGUUGAGGAUUCAUGUAUCUGGAGGCUGGAGCUGAACACGACGAUGUCAUUUAGAUGUAAAUAGGUUACCCCGGUGGACAGAGACGACACGGAAAGCUAGCUUACCCGACCAUCCUGAAGCUUUAGAUAUUGUUCUGAUAAACAAAUCAUCAUGGAUUUGUCAUUUAUGGCCGCGCAGAUCCCUGUGAUGACAGGAGCCUUCAUGGACUCUUCGCCUCACGAUGACUACAGCAUGGAUCACUCUCUCUUCAACUCCUCUGCUAGCGUCCACGCCGCCGCUCUGGCAGCUCACAACCAACAGGAGGAGCAGCAGCCCAUGUCCCGGGACGCCAUCUGGCUGUGGAUCGCCAUCACCGCCACCAUCGGGAACAUCAUAGUGGUUGGCGUCGUCUACGCCUUCACGUUCUGACCUCUGGAACGAAACCAGCUGAACUUUGGAGACAUAUUCGGCUUUGAGUCCCCCAAAUAUAGGGCCCCUCAUCAGACGAACAGUGUCUGGAAAAAAAUAAUAAUCUACACCUUUUUUUUGUUGUUUAUUUGUUUGGUUCCAGAAAUUAUUUUUGAUUCAUUGUAAGUUUCAUGUUGAAAACUUUUUAACUAGAUUGUUUAUAGCUAAACAAGCGUAACGUGAGGAAAAAUGACAUAUUUCAUUAUUAUUACAAUUUAUUUUUUUCUCUGAAUGACUAAUACUGCCAGACUUUUGCCAAAUAAUUUGUACGUUUUUGCUUUUAGUAUGUAAUGACAAAUGUUGUUAUUAAGCUUUAAAUGUCUAGAGGGCAAACACUACUCUCUGAAAGUCAUCCAGCAACCUUUUUAAAGCGGCGAUUACAAAGUUGAAAUGAAUCCCAAACCCAUUUUGGAAAGGUAACCAUAAAAUAAUGUAAAUACAGGAAGUGCAGUAUGUAAGUGCCCAGAACAGGAAAUUAAACCUUUUUUUUAUUAUUAUUAAAGAAUUUUAACCUUGGUCAGAAUCAGAGAUGACAAGCGAUGAAAGCACUUAUUCAUGGGGCGUUUAUACUCAUUGGUUGAUUUAUUUAUUUAUUUAUUUUGUCUUUUUAUUUCACCCGAGCAUAUGACAAUUUGGAGACAAUCUCUUCUCUUAAUUCUUCGCAUGGUAAAACCACCACUUUAGUUGAUGAAAGGUUCAGUUUAACAUUUAAGAAAUACACCACACAAUGAUUUUAAUUAAAACCUGCAUACCAGUGAAUGAUUUUAUACCAAUAAAUCAUUUCUUUCCCUUAGUUGAGGGUGACAGGUCCAGCUUGUAUUUAGAAGCCUUGCUUUUAAUGAGCUCAGCAUAAAAGGUGGGGUUGCUAUGGCGACUGUCUCAUGCUGUCUGGGAGAAAGUGGCUACGACUUCCCACAUCACACACCUGCAAACAUCUUUACUGCCUGCUGGCACAAAGCAACUGUCCAAACAAACACACAUUUC
Molecule: messenger RNA, 1533 nt
Organism: Carassius carassius (crucian carp)
Lineage: Eukaryota; Metazoa; Chordata; Actinopteri; Cypriniformes; Cyprinidae
Exons: 2
Coding region: 253-510 (85 amino acids)
Source: RefSeq, a predicted model, not a curated record